Xiphophorus maculatus (southern platyfish) is the source of this 1864-nucleotide messenger RNA. RefSeq names its product tRNA-yW synthesizing protein 5 (gene tyw5). The coding region runs from base 6 to 1016 and encodes 336 amino acids. Gene Ontology annotation, molecular function: tRNA binding; 2-oxoglutarate-dependent dioxygenase activity. The transcript has 8 exons. NCBI's taxonomy places the organism in Eukaryota, Metazoa, Chordata, Actinopteri, Cyprinodontiformes, Poeciliidae. Gene Ontology annotation, biological process: wybutosine biosynthetic process. The record is from RefSeq and is a predicted model, not a curated record.
UUUAAAUGGAGCUCCAGGAAAGAGUAGCGGUUCCAAUUUUCACUGAAGUGGACCGGGAUGUGUUUCUGAACGAGGUUUAUCCCGGGCGAAGCCCGGCGGUCCUGCGGGGCGUGGAUCUGGGCCCGUGUGUGGACAGGUGGACGGUUGAAUACCUGGCGAUGAAAGGAGGUCAGAGGGAGGUGAAGAUCCACGUCUCCUCCGUACCUCAGAUGGAUUUUCUUCAUAAAAACUUCAUCUACAGGACUCUGCCAUUUGAUGAGUUCGUCAAAAAAGCAGCUGAGACCAAACACUCUGACUUCUUCCUGGCUGAGGAGGAGAGCUACUACCUCCGCUCACUGGGAGAGGACGUCCGGAAGGAACCCGCUGACCUGAGCAGACAAUUCCCGGACCUGGCUGAGGACUUUCACACGCCGCGGUACUUUGAGCCGGACCGGUUCUUCUCCAGUGUUUUCCGGAUCAGCUCCUGCGGUCUGCAGCUGUGGACCCACUAUGACGUGAUGGACAACCUGCUGGCUCAGGUCACAGGAAGGAAGAGGGUCGCCCUCUACAGGCCCCAGGAUGCAUUGCACCUCUACCUCAACGGUGACAAAUCAGAGGUUCUGGACAUCGAUGCUCCAGAUCUGAAACGGUUUCCUGAGUUCAUAAAAGCCAAGAGAUACGACUGCGUUCUGGAGCCUGGAGAUCUGCUUUUCAUCCCCGCGCUGUGGUUCCAUAACACCCUCGCUCUGCACUUUGGAGUUGGCGUUAACAUCUUCUGGCGCCACCUGCCUGCAGACGCGUACGACAAGAAGGACCCGUACGGCAACAAAGACCCGGUGGCUGCUGCUCGGGCGCUGCAGACUCUGGAGAGGGCGCUGCACGCUCUGGACGAGCUUCCGGCGGAGUACCGGGACUUCUACGGCCGGCGGAUGGUCCAACGCGUCCAGAAUCGGACUUACUGCCACAAUCCAGAGUCAGAAACUACAUUACCCAGAAGUCUGUCCCACAAACCUGGACGAGUGUCUAAAGAUCUAUGAAGCAACGGAAACAGAGAACAUCAGUUAGUUCUUUGUAUAAAUAUUGGUAAAGUUUCACUUCUUGGUUUAAUUUAUUCAGAAUAAACAAAUUUGUCUGGAAAAAAGACAAAAACAUCAAGAAAUAAGAAAUUUUUUACUUCUGUCUCUUCUAGAAAGUUCUCUAAAUAGCUGUUGGACCAGAGAAUUAAAACAUUUUCAUCAGAUCAAUGUUAUUUUCCUCAUAUUUUACUUUAAAGCAUUUUUAGGUUGGCUAGAAAUCAUCACUUCUUAAGAUGCUACGUCUGACUAGCCUCACAAUAAUAAUAAUAAACUGAUUAGUAUCUUAACACUAGAAGACCUUCAGGAAAUCAGAUUCAGUUUUUGAGGAUUUCUCCCGGUAAAAUAAAGAAAAUGUUUUUGUUCUUACCGGAAACUGUGGCGCCAUCUAGAGUCGGGUCAGAACCGCCUGCUGCAAAUGUGACUGCAAGAGGAAAUGGCUCCCAAAGUUCAGCAGAUUUUAUGCAAUAAAAUCUGAUUUUUAGUCACUAGAGUCACUGAAACGCAACAAACAUCAUGCUAACAUGUUAGCAUUAACAGCUAAUGUGUCUCACACUAAUAAUCAUUGCUUAAACUUUUAUUUUUUUAAAUAAUCUUUUUCUUAUUUUUAUGUAAAUGAAUCGAGAUCCUUUAAAUAAAAACACAACAUGAAGGAGUUCCAAUUAUUCUGAUGGGAAUUUCUUUCAGAUUUCAAAUGCAUUUUGGCUAAUGCUGCUAACAUAGAAAUCAUAACAGCUAAUCUAACAAACUAGAGCUAAAAUGUUAGCUGGUGCUAGUAUGCUAACCAAUGUCAACUUUCCAAGGGAUUCAGU